Messenger RNA from Cherax quadricarinatus, 923 nucleotides. The record is from RefSeq and is a predicted model, not a curated record. Lineage: Eukaryota; Metazoa; Arthropoda; Malacostraca; Decapoda; Parastacidae.
AACCAGAGAGUAGAAGGGAAGACAAGAGUGGCAGGUUUAGUGAUCUUGGUACUCCUGUCCUGCCUUUACAGCUGGUGCUGAGUGCGCGCUUUCUCUGUUAAUACUGUUCCUGUUCCUACUUUUAUUGCUCCUGCUCCUUGUUUUGCUGCAGCUAUCCUUGAUCCUGGCCUUGCUCCUGUUCCUUCUCCGUCCGUUUGUUGCCUCUUCCAGCCCACCUGCUGGUCCUGUUCCUCUUAUUGUAACUGUUGACUUUGUUUAUUAGCUUCUACGACACUACUACUAUUGCUGUUAUCACUACUAUUACUGAUUCAAUAGUGACUCAGUGAAUUUCUCUAAACUGACAAUUCACUGGUGUUCCUGUCCACCUCCGCUCCUCUUCAACAAAGAACAGCUGUUACUGUUCUCUGCUGUUCUUUACUGCCGCCUACGGGAGUAACUGGUGGGAUUAAAAUAACAGGAGCAGCUGUGCUAACACCAACAGCAUCAGCAGCAGCACCAAUACUAAUACCAACAAAAGAACCAGCAGCAGCAGCAGCAGCAGCAUCAACAAGAAGACAAACAGUAGCAUCAGUAGCAUUACCUGUAGCAGCAGCAGCACUAUCAGCAGCACCAUCAGCAGCAGCACCAACAGCAACAUGAUGGACACAGCACCCACCACUCUCCCUCGCAACUUCGACCGAUACAACGAGGUGUUCGACCACCAGCGAAAGACCUCAAUCGAGUGCAAGAACCUGACGAAGAAGGACGCGCAGAAGCAGUUGACCUUUGAGCUGCAGAACCUGCUACACACUUGCCCCAGACACCUGAGGGAGGCAGCGGAGAGCGAUCUGAACGCCUUCGAAAAGCUCUUCGGGCGUUUCAUAAACGAACCUGGACCCUGCGUGGAGUGGGACAACAUUCAGAAACUGGAGGAGGGACGGUAA